Pocillopora meandrina is the source of this 11807-nucleotide messenger RNA. NCBI's taxonomy places the organism in Eukaryota, Metazoa, Cnidaria, Anthozoa, Scleractinia, Pocilloporidae. The record is from the annotation of a GenBank genome assembly.
AUGGCCAAAAUGCAGCCAACAGGAGACAAGCAGAUUCUGCAAAUACGGUAUGAUGGACCUUCCAAAUUACAUUAAAAAAAAAAGAGGACGACAGCUUCUUCCGGAGAUUUUAACGAAAUCAUAUCAAAUUUUUAAAUCAUCCUUUUAACGAUAUUUGUAAUUGAUCUUUUAAGAAUCCCAUAUCUUAGACUGUUGUCGUCCUUAGACUUGGCAUUAGAGCAUGCGUGGUUAUUAUUCCCUUGCUGGGUGUCACAUGGUUAUUUGGUCUUCUGACACCAUUACACAAAGCUUUCAACUACGUUUUUACCAUCCUUAAUUCUACUCAGGUACGUAUUUAGUCCAAUGAUUUCAUUAACAAAAAUAUCCAUAUAAAGUGUCCAGAGAUAAUAUACAGUCAGACUAUUUCAGUAUGGUCAGAUGACCUUUGCUACAAUAAUUAUUAAAAUACAUAAUAGGAUAAAACUAAUAAUAAAGAAAAAAAGGGAUUAAAAAAAUCGUUUCCGCUUUUAUGUUAUCCUUAUUUACUUCAUUGACCUCUGAGAUAUUGGAAGAAUCGAUUAUAAAAAAAAAGACCGAUCUUGAAAACCUGUCUUUCUUUUUUAAGGGUUUUCUGAUUUUUGCCCUGUACUGUGUACGAAACAGCCAGGUAAGUUUCAUAUGGAAGAAAGAUUGUCUAGAGCAGGAGUUUCAAAAUCUUGCAUGAAUUUGAGUGCCUUUUUUUGUUACUUUCCUUGUCUAUCUGCAGAUAAGAGAACGAUUCAAGAGAAAAGUUAGCACUGUUUUCCCAUCUGCAACCAAUGGAAACUCCACAAAGAAGAACUCACAUGUUAACAUGAGUGAUUUUGCUAUGUGAAGGCAGUUGAACUGCAGUCUUACAAUGAAUUUGAACUGAAAAAUCACACAGGUAAACGUAAACCAAAACAAAAGAGUGUUUAGGGAAUAAGAUCUAGGUAUAUAGGUCAUACCCACAGAUUAAGGUUACACGCCGCAAUGAUCCACCCAUUUACCAUGGCCGUUGAUGGUCGCCUGAAACAUUUUUAUCUUUCAUUAAUAGCUGACAGCUUUGUUUAGGCGGGAAUAUGUAAACAAGAAUGAAACGUUUAAGAUUCGCUCGUAUUUCUCAGAAAUAGCUAAAUCGAGGGAGAGGGUUGCCUGGGAGACUCUUCAAAAUCCAUUUGAGCUGCGUCACGGGUUUUUCAUUCGUCUUUGCACUUUUAUCAGGCUACUGAAACAUAGAAAAAGACAUAGCUUGCUAUAAGAUGGCAAACAUUGAAAUAACAAAUAACGGACGCUCCGACCAGUUGAAACUGCUUGCUUGAUCAUAAAACAGAUGCAAGGUGGUCAAGUCGGAGCACAAGUUUUAAUUUUUGGUCAGACUUUAAAAACUCCAUUUUUUUCCCCAAAUUCAAAACUUAAAUCGCAUGCCUUAGAAUAACGCAAAUAAAACGAGUUACGUGUCUGCAAUAGCUAUGGCCAUUGCAUGCUGAUAAUUUUUAAAGAUACGUGUCUACACAAAAAAAUGUGUUUAAUUAUGAUUGAGAGGUGAAAAAAUAUCAUCGGUGUUUCGAAGGUUUUGAUAAAAGUGAUCGCAUUUAUUACAAAGGAAAAAUUGCACUUACAUGUAAAGGAAAAAAAAAACGUUGGAUAAAGAUCUUAGUUUCACAAAAUUGUUCAAACUGCACCUGUCUUAUGUUAAUUUUAUCACCUCAUAUUUUCUUUUCUGUUCUUUUCAGUUUUUUCUGUUUUUUUUUCCUUUUAGAAAUCCUAGGGGUAGUCUAAAGUAGGUGGUUCACUACAAAAACAUAUAUAAUAAACUGUUAGUUAUGAACCUAUCACUUUUUGAGGAGCAGUUAAUUCAGUGUUAACAACUGAGUUGAAAACGUAUAUUGGCCACCGUAAAGAGUAAAAAAAGCUGACGUUUCGAGCGUUCGCCCUUCGUCAAAGCGAUUGUAGGAAGCAGACAAUUAGAAAACCCUUUCGAACUGCGUGCGUUUUUAAACAUAAUAAAUUAUUUCUGUCUACCAUUUUAUGCGUGACUCCACGAGGUAUAGCGUGAACGCUUCGUCAUUGUGAGUUGGAUGAUGAAACAUUAAUGCAGUGAAGAUGAAAAACCCACGUACUUUAUAAAGCAAUUUGAAAUACUAUGCCCAAGUUUUGAUAGACCAAAAAAGUUUUAUGUAUAAUUGAUAAAAAAGAUUUGUGGUGCAUGGCGUAAACAGUCGGGAUCUGCAUCUCUGCAGUACACGGACACUAAUAUCAAUAAAAGGUAAAACAAUCUCCUAUGGUACACUUGCCGAGCAGUAAUUAUCUCGAAGCGACUUCUGUGAUGUAAGAGCUCUAAAAGGCCUCUCUGUUAUCGUUGUUAAGUGACGAAAUAAGCAAAGGGUGGCAAUAGCCAUUAAUUAUUUGUGAUUGAAAUAAAUACUCAUAUGAAUUUAACAUCCAUGGAGAGAGUUCUAAAUAUUCUCAUGAGAAAGUUUCUUAAAAUGAUAAUUCUAUAUUGAUUGUAUUUGUUUUACCUAAAUUUCAAACAGAUGCAAAAAGGGGGAAUACCACUGAAUUUAAGCAUAAACAUCUGACGUCAAUGAUUUGCAUGACAUUCAAUUUCCCACUUAUGCUUACAUUAAGCAGCUGGUUCUGGCUCAAAACAAUAUUAUAAGACUGAUCUUUCAAAUAUCUCUGAAGAGAGAAUUCUCACAAGCCUUCCUCACUGAGAAAGAAAAUAUCAACCGAUCCUCAGCCACAGAAAAUUUGCCAAAAGGCUGUGUUUAUUUCAGCUGACAGAUGCCCAACGUAGACAACGAAAAAAAAAUGAUGAUGACUAGAAGUUGCCAGAUAUGGGGAAUACUCCUGUUAUCAAGUGCUCUCCUGAGUGAGUAUCAAAGUUUUUAUCAAAAGAGUUUUUUGUUUAAUAUUUAUCACACGUAUACCUAGAGGAGUCGCUCUUAUGGCCCUCUCAAUAGCGUUGGGUGAGACUACCAAAGAAUGCUAGAACGGUUUUAGAAAAGUUUGCUCUUCAUCCCAGCUAAUCAAACCAACCUACCAUAAGGAAGCCAAGAAAAUAUUUCAAGGAACUAAUUUUACAAUGUAUUCCUGUGCCGCAAGCUUUAAGUCUGAUUUGACUCAGGGGUCCAUCAUGAAAAUAAAUAAUUUUUGCACAAAUAUGCAAAUGAGGAUGUGCGAAUUCUGUAAUGACAAAAGAUGUAUUUGACAUUCAGCUGUCUCUUCAUCUCUAACAAAUUACUGAGCCUACUAGCUUAAUAACACCAUUUCAGGUCCUCUUGUACAAGGGAAAGGCAGUUUUCUAUACUUCCUUCUCAGUUUUUAUAAAUCUUUUGUAUUUAAGUCAUUAUUCAUUCAUUUUAAUCUUGCAUUUAGUUGAAUAAACGAAAGUUAACAAUUGCAACUCAGCGCCGUUGAGCGGAAAUAUUCUUACUACUCAGAAAUUACAUAUCAUUCUCUCGAUUCUAAGGCUUUACGCGUAGUUAUGGAAACACGGCGUCAAUCUGUAAUCAUACCAGGGCAACCUGCAAAAUGGCCCGAAGUAACGCUCUACCCUUGCAAAAAUUAUUACAAAAAAAAAACAAUAACAAGUAGAUAAAUAUGUACAUUUUUUAAUUUGCAAAUCAGUCAGUGACGCCUAACAGCUUCAGGAUGGCAGAAUACUUGCUGCAAAUAGAAGGUUAAUUGCUAUGAAUGAUAUAUAUUUAUUCACAUCAUACUAAAAUAGUAGAUAUUAUGAAAGUUCUACGCUAGAUUUAUUCAAUAAUUUCAUGAAUCUGCUUUUUUUUUCUUUUUUCGUUUGGCGGGGGAGUGAGAGGGCUCAGUGAACUAUCGUCUAUUAUAUAUUAUAUAAUUAUUAUAAUUGUCUAAAUUUAUCACAUAAACUGCAGUGUUAUAAAAAAGAUUUCCGGCCCUGAGAAAAGCUGCAAGAACACACGGGAACAAAUAUCGUUUUUUUUACGCGUGUUGAUACGGCCAAUCAGCUACUUACACGUGCUCAACUCGACAUCACUCGAAGAGAAAUUCCAUAUCUCUGCGCGCCCAUGUAUUAUUCUCUAUUUAUUCUUACCAUUACUUUCUUUUUUCCAGGCUUUUGGGUGCACGGUAACGUUUGCAACAACGAUGCGUUUGACUUGGAUUGUACUAAGGACAAUUAUUCUUGCCAUCUGCUUCAUAGCAACGCUAAUUCUUGUUCUUGCCUGGGAAUAGGAUGCAAACAAACGUGCAAAAGUCUCGCAAAAGAGUGUGAAAUGGUUCUAAAAUGUAGCGGAGGGGAUUGUGAACAAACUUGCAACGCUAAAACAUGCAAACUAAACUGCAGCGGGGGAAAAUGUAAAUUUCAGAAGUGCGAUGACAAAGGAGACGUCUGUGAAAUGAAUCUAGAAUGUAGCGAAGGGGAUUGUGAACAAACUUGCAACGCUAAAACAUGCAAACUAAACUGCAGCGGGGGAAAAUGUAAAUUUCAGAAGUGCUAUGACAAAGGAGACGUCUGUGAAAUGGAUCUAGAAUGUAGCGGAGGGGAUUGUGAACAAACUUGCAAAGCUAAAACAUGCAAACUAAACUGCAGCGGGGGAAAAUGUAAAUUUCAGAAGUGCGAUGACAAAGGAGACGUCUGUGAAAUGAAUCUAGAAUGUAGCGGAGGGGAUUGUGAACAAACUUGCAGUGCUAAAACAUGCAAACUAAACUGCAGCAGGGGUCAAUGUAAGAAACAGGAGUGUGAUGAUGAAACAGAUUUUUGUGAAAUGUACUUGGAAUGUAGCGGAGGGGAUUGUGAACAAACUUGCAACGCUAAAACAUGCAACCUGAACUGCAGUAGGGGUCAAUGUAAGAAACAGGAGUGUGAUGAUGAAACAGAUUUUUGUGAAAUGUACUUGGAAUGUAGCGGAGGGGAUUGUGAACAAACUUGCAACGCUAAAACAUGCAACCUGAACUGCAGUAGGGGUCAAUGUAAGAAACAGGAGUGUGAUGAUGAAACAGAUUUUUGUGAAAUGUACUUGGAAUGUAGCGGAGGGGAUUGUGAACAAACUUGCAACGCUAAAACAUGCAACCUGAACUGCGGAGGGGGACAAUGCAGAAAACAGCAAUGCAAAAAUAAAGUAGAAAUGUGCAAUAUGCAUUGUAACGCGAUUGAUUGUACACAGACCUGCGACGCUGUCACAUGUCAUAUCUCUAGAACUUGGCCGACCAGCCCUCAAGGUUGGGUUUCAUGCUCUGGGAAUGGUGACUAUUGUGGAAGUCUCAUGUCGUCUUUGGACUCAUAUCCUCUCACGCAGGGAAUCUUUUCUACCAAAAAUGGCGGAGAUAAACGCUGCACAUGCACAAAAUGUUUAAGGAGCUUCUGCAGCUCUUCCGAUUCAUACAGGUCAGAUUUAAUUUCAUCUGCUCCGUCAACGGCGACUCAAGGUUUCUCAACUCAAAUUUCAACAGUGCAGCGAAAAGAUAAAUCUCAUACUUGGGGUGAGUAAACUUAACGUAAAAAUUUGUUUUUUCACGAUUGAAUGUCAAUGAGUCUUAAAAUAGAAUAGCUCUUUCUUCACUGUUCAUAUUCCAAAUUCCUUGCGCUCUAUCAUUGCUUUUCAAUUUUAGUUAAAUGUUUUUUUUUGACAUCUAGCUUUUACUUCAACAUACAGAACACUUGCAGUCAUCACCAUUAUCAUUACUCUCACCAUCACCAUUGCCAUCCUCUUCAAUAUCGUCAUCGUCAUCAGGAGCAGAAGCAACAACAACAGCAGAAUCAGAAUCAAUAUCAACAAAAUCAUCAGAAUCUUCAUCAUUACAGGCAGCAGCAUCGUCGUCUCUGCCAUCGUCAAUUUGGACAUCUACGUUGGAAGUACUUAAGAAUUUGGUAUGUUUCGUAGUUUCUCCUUUUUUUCUUUUGUAACAAUAAUUUUCAUAGUUUCUGCCAUUCUUCAAAGAUUUUGUCUUUCUUUACCACAGGCAAAUGGUUCUGUUUCUAAACUUGGUGAAAUAGAUAGCAGGAGAAAUAACUCUUUGAAGGUAUAAAUGCACUCAUGUCUCCUUAUAACAAGAUUAAGAUUACUUGUAGAUAUGAAAUGUGCGGUAAUUAAAAGGAGUUACUUGUGCAACGCUGCAGUUCGUAAGCUGCACAAGCGUUUUAAACAGGGACAAAAGCAUGACAGUAUUUUUACUAGCAUCACGAGAAUUAAAUAUAGGAAAGUAUACCUCCUCAAAAGAUGAGUGGCUCAUUCGCUGAAAUGAUGUUCUGUUAAAACGCUCCUUUUUUAAUCAUACAAUAUCCAAUCAGUUCAAGUCUUAUGAUGUGCGCUUUUGUUUUCUCAUUGUGAUAACGACACGAUUAAAGUUAACUUUUUGGUCCUUAAAGGAGGCUAUGCGUGUAUUUGAAGACUUUAUCGAUAAUUUUAUGAACAUCACGACACCCAUUAAAGGCCAACUUAAUGAUGGAGGAGAAGAAACAAGAAGAGAAUCCAUCUUUAAGGUGGCAGUCGCCUUCGAGGAAUUUGCCCUUAACUAUGGUAAAUACCAUCUAAAUGGAACGAAUCCUUCUACAUCGAUCACGAGCCAAACAAUGGGUGAGUUAAUAUUAUUUUUUAUUUGUAACUGACCUACUGUCCAAUUGUCUACCUGAAUGCUCUUUCUGCCGCCUGGCCGUAGAUAUUAAGUGAUACAAGUGAAUUCUUGAAAGGCUCAUGGAAGCAGUCGAAGGCGCAUAAAAUUUGUCUGGCUUGAUGCAAUUAGGUGCACGAAGAAGGGUGAAGCACAGUUGACGAGAAGUGAUUUUCCUUUUGAUAAAAUUUUGUUUCAAUUUCCUCUUUUGAGUUUGUGAGUACGAUCUCAGUACAAUAAUAUAUUUCAAAUAAACCCGAAUGGCGUUUGAAAAAACAUAGCGUAGAACUGUGUGUAGACCUUCAAGAAGAGGAUUUGCAUAUGCCACAAUCAUCUCCUUGAAUUCCAAUCACCACCUAACAUCUUCUCCUUCUUCUGACAGUUUUGGGUAUUCAAAUUGGCUACCGCCAUAAUGCAACUGACUUCUUCCUCAAGGGGGAAGAAUGGGAAGUCAGCAUUAAUAUAUCCUCGGAUGAUUUUGCUGAAAAAGGUUUGCGUUAACCACAUUUUAAGCUCUAAAUCAUAGAAUUGCAUUUUUCCUCUUUAAUAUUUGCUCUAUUAUUUAGAACUCAGAUGGUUUUGCGUAUCAGUGUACUAUUUGUCAAUCAUUAAACAUCUCAAAACAGCUGAGAAAAUAUGUGCACCCCGAAUGAUCAAAAAACCAUUCGUUUAUUGCUCAGGUAAACCCAUAGAAAAGUGACGUUUAUAUUAGAAAAGCAAAAGACGUUAAACCGACGUGAUGACCCUAUCAGGAAGCUAGGAGAAUAGUCAAGUUUAGUCUGGACUGUUUGCCAAUCACUCACGCCCAUCUCGUGAUAUAUAAACCUUAGUUGAACGUUCUCCCAAAAUUCAAAGUAGAUGAUUUCGCCCUUUAACAAGUAGAAUGUAGGGUCAAUUGCUGGAAUUAAUGAUAAUUAGUACGCACAACAUUUCUGUGUUUUCACUGACGUCAUAGGAAAGUAAAAAACAACGAAAGCAUUUUAGUUGAUCUAUUCCAGUGGAGUCUUGGGUUCAAAUAGUUUAUUCAGAAUGAUAAAGGAACAAUGAUGUAGUUUAGCCAGUUGGGUUAUCAAAUGCCAGAAUAAAUGGGUCAAACAAAUUAUGGCGCAUACUGUAUUAUAACUUAAUAAGUUCUUUGGUGAAAGAAAGAGAGGGGACUUGAUCGAUCACCAUUUCGAACAUGUUUAUACUGAGACUAACCCCAUCGUUUGGCGUUAGAAGGACUUUUUUUCCACACUCUGGUUGUUUUCUUUAUAGGGUCAGUGAUUGUAGGGUGUGUGUACAAGGAUCUUCAUGUAUUACUGCUGAGAAAUCAAUCCACUGGGAAAGAAACUAACACUUCUAGGUGACGUUAAACGAUGAAAUAAUUGCGACUUGGUUCGUGCUUAGCGUGCAUGUAUUGAAUUAUAUGGCAUGCCAUAUCAAAUUUAACCAAUCAAAACAAGGAGAAGCCUAUUAAGUGGUAUGAUAAGAACUUUUACAAUGAAAAAAAGAAGGCCAUGACUAAAGUCCAUUUUGAAGCUCAUUUGAAGAAAUUUUACUAACCGUUAAGUUUUCUCUAUCCCACAAUAAACUCUCAAAGUCACACAAAAAAGUUAGUUUUCAUUAUCACCGUUUUACAUCAAAGAUAAAAAUGACAUAAAGUGUGCUUCUACAUCAUGCAGUUACAUGUAAAUGCAGUGUGAUGCUUUGCAAAACUUGAUGUCAUAGGAAAACAUUUUCUCUGCAGGUAUGUUAACACCAGAAUAAUGACGGCAGCGAUGAAUCCCAAACCUGAAAAAUUACGACGAGAUGCCAUCUUGAAGUUCAGAAACCUUCAGGUAACAGCAAAAAUACAGAAAGAUGAUCGCGUUCCAUCUGUGUCAUGUUGGAUCGAUUUAAUAGAAAUACGUGUAAACUAUAUUUUCAGGUCGUUAAAGAAGAACAACACUGCAUGUUUUGGAGUGGUUUCAAAAAUAGGUAAAAACAAAGUUAUUUGUUAAAUAUGCUUUGGAACUCCAUCAUUUUUGGGUUUAGUCCAAAGUUGAGUGUAGAAACUGGAGAUUACCAGUCAAACCCUCAUUUGCGAGGUCAGCGGUAAAAGACGUAUGGCUUUUGCUGUAAAAAUAUUGCCCUGCCGGCAAAAUGAAAUAUAUGCACGAAUAAUGGUAUGGAAGGUAACGACGUACUCGGUAAUCCGUGUAAUCGUCACCGUGGCCGUGUGCAGAGAUUGGAAAUCCGAACUAAGAACCAAUCAGAUUGUAGGAUUUGUUACCGUGCCCUCUAAGAAAGAAAAUCGUUAUUGUUAUUUCUUAUAUUGUAAUAUUCCUUUGCUUUUAGUCCAGAUGGGUUUUCAGAGGAAGGUUGUCAUGUGGAUCAUUCGAGGAGCAAUUCAAAAGAAACGGUUUGCAGCUGCAAUCAUUUGACUCAUUUCGCUGUCUUAGUUGACUUCAGCGGUAGCACUAAGGUAGCUUUAUUAAUAUUAUUAUUAUUAUUAUCAUUAUCAUUAUUAUUGUUUUUUACUUUGCUUCCAAACUAAUAAUGGGUCCGUAUGGUUAAUUUAAGUAUUGCCUCCUUUUGCUUUUGUUUUUGACGCAGCUUUCCGAGAACGACGUAGCUAUCCUGGAGAUCAUCACGUACGUGGGGCUAAGCCUUUCCAUCAUCGGAAUACUUUCGACAAUAACUUUAUAUUCUUUCCUUACGUAAGUACUGUAAUCAAAUUAUCAGGAAGAACAUCCUUAAAUGCCUUGGAAGAUGUAGUAAAUAAAUAAAGCCAGUGUAAUGUUCAUACCCCUCCCCCAAAAAAAAAAAAGAAAAAAUAAUAAAGGGAAUGCCUUGGUGCUAGUUAGAAACUUAAUCCGUACCCAAUGUUUUGGACAUUACUCGUUAUCAGUGACUGUCCAAGUUCAUCUGCCUAACUGCUCUCUCUUGCUUUCACUCAUUUUUUUUUUUUUUUUUUUUUUUGUUUUUUUGUUUGGUUUUGUGUGUGUGUGUUGUUGUUGCUGCUCUAAUAUCUUGAUUUUAACAGAGAUGUUCGUCAGCCUCUGUCUCAAAUACGCGUCAGUCUUGCUGUGGCUUUAGGAGCUGGACAAAUAUUUUUUCUCUCCGGAAUAAACGCCACAGAGAACAAGGUGGGAGGUUUUUUCCAUUAUUUCAAUUAAAUUAAAUAUAUUAUGAUCAAACAAAACAUUGAAAUGACAAAACAUUUUUUUUUUCUUUACGUAUCUGUGCAGGCUGUGUGUGUCAUAGUAGCAGUUAUCAUGCAGUAUCUUCUGAUGGCCGCUUUCUGUUGGAUGCUGGUCGAGGGAAUUUAUCUCUAUCUGUUUGUUGUAAAGGUUUAUAACAUUAACACCAAGAUGCACAUGUAUCACGUCAUGUCAUGGGGUAUUUUGAUUAUACAGUUGAACUAACGAUAUGCUGCUUUUAAUGGUUUUCAACUAUAAUUUAAUUUUAAUCUUAUUGAGUCGCCUUGAUUGGUUUAUAAUUUCGUGAUAGGUUUUCCCUUAGUUAUGGUGGCCAUUUCACUGUCUAUCGCUGCCGGAAAAGAAGGAAUACAGAGUUACACCAGCGACAAAUUGUACGAGGCGUGUGUUUUUUUCUUUUUUUCUCCUCUAUUUCUUCCCUUAAAUUGUUAAUUUUUUUCUUGAAGUUUUGAUGUUUCUUUUAAUUUACUUCGACAUUUUUAUUAACUUUAGCUCAAAGUCCUUCUCAUAACAUUUAUCCUUUCGGGACAGCUUUCUGUUUUUCGCUUGCAGAUAUGAAAGUUGAAAAUAUGAAAUGCAGAUAUGAAAUUUAUCUCCUCGUGUUCAACUCGACAUCUCAAUCGUUCGCUGGGCCCAGUCGUGAGCUAUCGAGUCAAACGCUCGAAGAGAAAUUCCAUAUCUACGCGCGCCCGCGUAUUGUUCGCUUUGUAAUUUCUUACGAAUGACGUUGACUGCAGAUCUUAUGCUGCUAAUUUUUUUUAUUGUUUUGUUAUAUUUCCCCUUUUAAGUUGUUGGAUAUCCUCAGCAAACAAUUUGAUAUGGAUAUUUGUCACAUUUGUGAUUGCAAUUGAAGUGGUAAGUUUCUGAUUCGGCUUAUUCAAAUUGGUGAUUCUGAUAUAAGACUUGAAAUGUGUACUAGCCAUACCUUAAUACAAGCUUUUAAUUUAUCUACUCCUUUAUCAGAUCAACAUUUUGAUACUCACACGAGUCAUAAGGGAGAUGACUAGAAUGCAGCCAACAGGAGACCAGCAAAGUCAGCAGUUACGGUGAGAAAGGGCUCUUAAUUAAAUUUAAAAAAAGAGAGGGAAAAAAGUUUCCAGUUCCUGCAAGAGAUUGGGUGAAAUCUUUAAGAAUCCUUACAAUCGAAUACGUCUUACUUCCUCAGGAGCUUGUUGUUAUUAAUUAGGGAAAAGAAAUUCUGGGUACCGUAAAUGUUUGUGAGGGUGAUGUGCAAUCAAUUGAUCAACAAGUUUUCGUCCUUCAGAGUUGGUAUUAGAGCAUGCAUGGUGAUGAUUCCCCUGUUGGGUAUCACGUGGUUAUUUGGUCUUCUGUCGCCACUACACAAAGCUUUUUCCUACAUUUUUACUAUCCUCAACUCUACUCAGGUGAGUAUCAAAUAUUACCAUUUUAUAGUUUCAUACGUGAGAUUAUCCACAUUGAGUGUCGAGAUUACUUAUAAUUAUAAAUCGUAGGGUGUUGAUGGGAUAUUUGUAAAUGUGACACAGACAAAAGAGGAUAAACAUUAAAAGAAAAGGAAAAAAGCGAUGCCACUGUCUAUGAGAUUCUUACAAGUCAAGAAAUAAUUUGAUUCUCUUUGUUGUUCUUUGGGACUUUAAGAAAAUAAACUUCAAUAUAGGUACCCCAAGUCGCAAUCACAAAACGAAACUGGCCUGAAAAACAUUCUUUUUUUUCUGUUAAAGGGUUUCCUGAUUUUCGUUCUUCACUGUGUGCGAAACAGUCAGGUAAGUUUAAUUAUACAUAUGGUGUAUAUAAUGAGGUUUUAAACUUGAAUAUACCGUGAGAGUGGUUCAUUUUCUUACUUUCUAUGUCCAUCGGUGCCGUUAUUUGUUCACUUUGCUUGUCUAUCUGCAGAUUAGAGAGCGAUUCAAAAGGAAGGUGAACACUGUUUUCCCAUCUACAAACAAUGGAAACUCCGCAAAGAGGAGCUCACAGGUUAAUCCAAGUGAUGUUGGUGAUACGUGGGUAGCUGAGUUGCAGUCUUUCAAUGAGUUUGAGAUGGAAAAACACUCAGCUUGA